CGGAGGCGUUGAUCCAACGGUAGCAUGCAGGCAGCGGGCGGCGGGCAGCGGGUAGCAGGCACUCUCCACGCUGCCAACACCGGCUCCUCCGCUCCGCUGGGAGGGGAAGAGGAUUCACAAGACUGCAGCUUAUCGCCUUCGGUGUGUCGCCUGUUUCUGCGGAGGUGCAGUAGUAAUGCAGACUCAAAAACACGUGCCAAACCCCAACCCACCCCCUCACUCACGCCUCCUCCCGCCCCGGCUCGCUGGAGACUGUAGCCGGGCGACGGCGUUGUUUUUUGGAAUGUCCUGUCCCGCAGUGACCGUCGACUGACUGCCGGACUGCAGCAAUUAGACGACUCCCGUUGGUGCCCGGUGUAGCCAGGGAGCUGAGGCAUGCCAUCUGUCUCGACUGGAAACCUUGAUAUCUGGACCACCAGUCGCUUUACUACUUGAGGGAGCCAAAGUUACUGCAAUGGAGACUUCUGGGAGCGAUGCAGCGGUCUCAUACUUGGGGAAAGCUGAAGAAAGAGACGCAUACUAUGAUCUGGAGCACCUGCCUCCAUUGCUGGAGGAUGAGGAGAAUGUGUCUCUGGCAGACAUCCUUUCUUUGCGGGACAGCUGUCUGUCCGAGGAGGAGGUGUGGGCGGUGUGUGCAGAGUGCGUCCUGGCGCUGCAGACUAUCCGACCCUCCCACCUCUUCCACACCCUGUGCAUAACACCAGACACUCUGGCCUUCAACGCCCAUGGGAAUGUUUGCUUCAUGGAGCAGCUGAGUGAUGACCCAGAAGGCUCCUUUGUCCCUCCUGAAUUGGACACCACAGGCAGCACAUUUGAGGGCCAUGUUUACUCUCUGGGCUCUACGCUGUCUGCCGCACUGAGCUUUGUCAUCGAGCCAGAGCUGGAGGCGGAGCUGGGGGAAGAGAUCCAGAGGCUGUUGGAGCAGAUGCAGGAGGAGAAGCCCGAGAGCAGGCCGCUCCUGCAGGACAUCCUGGCUCUGGCUGAAGCAAGGCUGUCUCAUACCUCCUCUGCAGCCGUGUGCCGGAAACUGUCCUCUGUUGGGCGUCGGGUGCUCUCCAUCGAAUCCGUAUCAACCUUUCAAGAUGGACAGGAAGGCUCAUGGGAGGCAAGAUGGCAGCAUCCCACACCCAGAUGUCUGCUUACAAGACUGAGCUUGGAUGAUAAUACCAAAGACCUGUGUGUUGACAGUUCUGUUAAAGCAAAUGGUCUGUCCAGGCAGCAGGUGUGCGGGGGCUGGGACUCCUCUCUCUGGGCGGAGGAUAUGGACAGCGGUGAAGGAGAUGACAGGAUCUUGGCAGAUGAGUUGGACUGCAGGUCCCACAACAGCUCCCCAGUGAGGAAGAGAGCCCAGCAGAGGCUGAACAGAGUGAGGGGGGCUCUGAACCGCUCUUGCUCUGUCCCAGACUCCAACAACCCCCCUUGUCUUUCCCCUCGUACUCACGGAGAUAUCAGUAUACCCAUAUCUGACCUCACAGAGAUCGGAGCGGAUGAACAUUUGAGCUGCAAGUCGGUGUGGACUAACCGACUUCCACAACUUGACCGAGGCAAGUCCUGCGAGUCGUACCCACACAGUAGCACUGAGUAUUGGGCGAAAGCCGUUGUGAACAACCAAAUGUCACAAGGAAAUGAGGACGGUGCAGAGACAUUAUGCACUGGGGAAACAAAGAUUCAACGUUGCCAUGAAUGUGAAUCGAAAGACUGCAACCAGGAUUCAGCAUCUUCCUGUACUUCCUGUCAGGAGCUGGAAAUGGAGCACGGCCCUACUGAGGACCAGAGCUUGGUGAACCACAGCCUGUACAUAACUAAUAACUACAUGACCAAAAGCAUGCUGUGUCUCAAUGAAGAAUCUCAGGAUGAGUGGAUCUCUCUGAGAGAGGUACUGACUCGGUGUGGAUGCAAGCUGACAGUUAAUGAGCUAUGGGCUUUGUGUUACACGUGCCUGUCCUCACUGCAGACCUACAUUGACUUUCCAGCCUAUCUAUGUCUGGACACACUGCAUGUGGGCUGCGAGGGAGAAGUACUUUUCCUGAAACCUAAAAACAUCGCAUCCCGAGAUGAAUUUUUUCUCGCUCCUGAAUAUCAAGAACAUGGAAUUGUGACUGAGAAGGUUUGUGUGUAUGGCGUUGCUGCUAUUCUCUGGGCGACAGCCAAGUUCAGUUUAUCACCUCAUCAAAAACUGGCACUGCCUCGCAAGCUGAAAAGACUGCUCCUGGAGAUGGCAAAGAGGAUGCCCAUUGAGAGACCUACCAUCAUCAUGGCUAAAAAAAUCUGCCGUGACUACUUAUCUCAUCGAGGGACAAAUGCCGAGACUGUGUGGAACAAUCUCAUCGGCAGAGUUCACCCGCCAGCCGCAAAAUCCAGUGACGCAGACGAUUUGAGUGCAACUGAAACUUUACAGAGGUCAUUUGAAGACUCUGUGCUGAACAGUGGCUUUGUGCCCAUGGCCACUGAGAGCCGACUGGCUCCUGUGCCUGGCCCUGUUCCCCACAGCUAUCCAGUCAACAAGGAACUUCAACUCCCAGAAGCCUUUACCUCCAUUGCCACACACUUCACCCCCAUCAUCCUGACCAAUGAAGGGGACUCAGAGGAGGGGAGCCAACACCUUGGAGCUGCCAUUGAAGGGACCGCGGAUGGAUUUACAAAAAGCAGUGAACACAUCAAGGAAGGCCUUGAUUUCACUUCCCACUCGGAGUACUCCUACCCGACACAGACUGAACCCACUCUACGUGCACAAGAGUUGCCUGUCAACCAAGCAGUCGUAACUUCAACAUCCAGCAACGAGAUGCCGGCCAACUCUCCUUCUACUCUCCCUGAUAUUACAUGUCUUUUCUCUCUUCCUCUGCCAUUACCCACUAGCACCAGUAGCUGUGGUGUUUUCAACAAUUACCUCUUCCGUCAGGAUCCCACAACAGGAGAUCUUUCCUUAGUGCCUGUGCAGAUUAGGGCUCCAGAGUCUCUUCUCGGGUUGGAUAUCAAUCUCUCCCUGGUGCCACAGCCUGUACAGGGACUAAUCACAGUACCAGAGAGCCAUGAUGGUCCAUUUAUUAACUGUCUGAAUGGGCCUGUGAGGUGUGGACCCCAUGAUUAUCACCCUCCGUCAUCUAAUUUCAGUGGUAGCUCCGUCAGUUCUGACCGCCCUCUGGAGCGCGGUGUGCCCAGAGCUGAGAAGCAGUCUUCUUCAGAGUCCACCCCCCCUAAAGUCCAUCCCGCCCUAAAGGAGGUGAUUGACCUGCUCAAAGGAAAGUUUUCACUUGAUGGAUGUUUGGACAAUGGACAUGAGGACAUUGCCAUGGGGGAGUACAUCUUCUCUUUGAAGGACCUCCAGAACCACACCUUUGCCAGUGUUGUGAAGGAGAGGUUCAGUGACCUCUACUGGGAAGACGACUUGCUGGGUGUAUUGCACUGCCUGGUUAACGACAGCCCAUCAACAUUCGGCUCUAAUGAGCAUCCUUUAUCAAAGGUUGUGCAAAGGGCAGCCCUUGCUCCACCCCUGAUAGCCACCGUCUGGGGAGGGAAGAGAGACGUUCGCCUGCAUGGUUGUCUUGACCUGAAUGGAAACAUUCACACAUCCAGUUCCGUUGCGGCUGUGGAUUGUUGGGAAGAAACCGGGGCCCGGCCCUGUCACGGACAAAAUGAUGUUGCGCUUGAAACUCUUGAAUUAAGAACGGAGGAGAUUCAACGCUGCAUCUGUCAAGGUGGGAGCACGGACAGUUGGGACACGGGGGUCAUGGAGGGAGGAGAUCAUUCAGCGGGGGGCAGCGAUGAAAGCCCCUCUGAAGCCGAGUUUCGGUCGGUGAGAGAGGAAGGGCUGCCGGGGGCCCUCGAGGAGCAGAUCAGCCCCGACUGCUCCGAGGACAUGGAGGAUAGUGACUCUCUGGUGUCGGAGCGACUCCUUUCGCCCGGAUCCAGAACAGAGGGGCUGGGCCUCGGCUCCAGCCCGGCCUGGUCCUUGGCCUUCUUUGGAGAAGAUUGUUUCACUCUGGAGGUGAUCCAGUAUGCAGUGAAUCUGGGGCAGCACACAGGAUCACCAUGUCUGGAUGUGAAAACACAGGAACUGCAGCAGCAGCUGAUGAUUGAAACAAGGAAUCUAAAGAAAACGAGAAAGUUCUACCAGAAGCUGUUUCAACAAGAGACAAAAAACAAAGGUUCUGACAACAAACUGAUGCUGUCCAAACUCAAGUCCCAGUUUGAGGAACUUCGGUCCAAAGUGGUCUUCUUGGAUUGUGUGAAGAAAUACCUCGAGAUUUUGAGGGUGGACCAGUGGGGUUUGGAGGUUUCAUUGCUGCCUUCUUUGGCUGUCUGCGGAGCUGGCUCUCUGGACAUCCAGUCCUCUGGGGACCCGUCUGUUCUGAGCUUUGGUACCAGCAAAGGGAAGAGAACUCUGCAAGCUGGGUCUCUUCUGGGCCUCAUGGCUUACCUCUAUGCAAGAAAUGCAGCUGUAGAGGGCUACAUCCAGCAGUUCCUGUACAGCUAUCGUUUCCUCUGCACACCUGAGAAGUUACUGCAGUUCAUAACUGACAAAUUCAUCGGUGCUGCAAGACAGGGUCCCAACAUGUCAGGAGACAGUGAAAAGAUCUUCCAUCGCAGUCUGGACCUGCUCCACAUCUGGAUAACAGACUGUAAGCAGGUGGACUUCAACCCCCAGAGGAAGUCCAGCCUCGUGGAGACGUUAGAAAACUUCCUUAAUGCUGAGGUGAUUCCCGUAGAUGGCCGAGGGGAGGCCCUUCUCGCUGCUCUCCACAGCCCUCCUUCAACGACUUUGAUUCAAGGAAGAGGAAGCCUAAUCAGCUUUGAGGAAGAUGAAGAUUCUACGGGUGUGCAUUCAUCGACUGGGGAUCUUGGGAGGAAGUGGAGGUUCUCGAGAGUGGCGGAGCCUAAAGACAAGACCUUCUCCAUCGCCACGGCGCUGCCUAUGCCGUUCUACGGCUCCCUGGUGGCGGGCCUCUCCAGCGUCUGCCUGCACAGUGAGGAGCCGCUCCCCUUCAGCCAGAACGAAUACAGCGCCCAGCACAUCAGCCAGCAGCUCACCCUGCUGCAGCAGGAAAUGUUUCAAAGAUGUCAUCCAGUUCAUUUCCUCAACUCCAGAAUGCAACGAGUCACGGACAAAGUGUCGACCCCGAACAGGAAUGUGACCCAGCAUGACCCGCCAGCAGAGGGCAGCACUCCACCUGUGUGUGAGGACGGAGUCCUCCGGCAGCUGCUCACACAUGCCGACAGCGUUUCCAACUGGAUCUCGGCUGAAAUCGUCAUCUGUGACUCCGUAAAGACCCAAGUUGCUUUGCUGACCAAGUAUCUGUGGAUAGGAAAACACUGCUACGAGUCCAGGAACUUUGCCACAGCCAUGCAGGUCCUCGGCGGUCUGGAGAACGUGAUUGUCAGGCAGUUACCAGCUUGGAAACAUCUGUCUUCCAAGGCGUGUGAGAUCCUGGAGGAGCUGCGAGCUGUGCAGGUGUUUCUGAAGAGUGACGACCUGUGUCUGAUGGGGGGGGAACCCAGGAGGAGGAGGCCCACUCUGCCGUCGGCGCACAUCCUGGCCAUGCACGUCCAGAAGCUGGAGAUCGGAGCCUUUGCGCUCACCACCGGAGCUUACAAGUGGCCCAAGCUCAGGAGCAUAGCAAAGGUUGUGAGUCAGGUCUACGCCUUCCAGGAGGCUGUGUACCCCUACAGCCUGGACCAGGAGCUGCAGGCCUACCUUCGGCGCCGCAUCGCCCGGCUGGCCGCCUCCGACAUCCACCUCCUGGCCGCCGACAACGAUGCCAACUUCCAGCAGUCCAGCGAGCGACAGACACGGAGGAUCCAGGACACGCUGAAGAGGGUCAGGGCCACUUUCCAAUGAGCCCUGCCCCGGUCACAUCCAACAGCCCGGAGCGAGUCACCAGCACCAGGUCAGCGCCUGAUGUCCAAGCCCGGACUGAGGCUCCAUGCGCAAGUCACCACCCUCGCCUGUCUCUGUUGUCCUGAAAGCAGAGCCUUGCAGACACAUGUUCACUAUCUGCAAAGGCCCCUUACCCUGAAGUAACUACAUGUAACUUUUAAAUAUUUCUGAAACAAUGUAGUUUUCCAUCUGAUGAUCAUAAAUGACCUGUAACAGCAACAACCAGACACACAGUGAAAUGAACGCUAGGUUUAUAUAUUUUAAUUAAUGCCUCUGCCCCGGUCCGAUUUAUCCCGCAAAGUCAAAAAAUUGAUUUUCAGCAGAUAGACGGGACCACGUUCUGACGGGUCACAAAUUUCGCUGUAACACCGGAAAAGCCUGUGUUAGCGGAUCCAGCCAGGUAAAAGGUAGCUGGAGAUUUCUCUAUAUAGGCCUAAUUGUAUUUUUUUUUUCUUUCAAAGUUAUCUGCUGUAGUUCUGGCUGAUAGUGGUGCAGUACCAUCACAGAACAGAAGGAAAUUUAACAAAGCACAACUAAAAGCUCAAAGGGAAAGUGGAAGACAACGGGCAAAACUUGAGUCAGUCUCAGUCGGGCUAUCGACAGAGACAAUUACGGGAUUGUAAAUGAUUUGAAAAACGUCCUGGAAUUGGCCCGCAGGUAUGUAAUAUCUCUAAUUCAUUCAUAAAAUAACUUAGAAUGCACGAAUCAAUUCAUCCUUGGGUUUCAUGAAAUGCUCUAUAUUAAUCUAACUUAUUAUUACCUUGGUUGCUACAACAAUCUCUGAAUGCUUUAGCUCGACACACAG
Etheostoma cragini (Arkansas darter) is the source of this 6680-nucleotide messenger RNA. Its product is annotated as kinase non-catalytic C-lobe domain-containing protein 1. The coding region runs from base 455 to 5836 and encodes 1793 amino acids. Gene Ontology annotation, molecular function: guanyl-nucleotide exchange factor activity. The record is from RefSeq and is a predicted model, not a curated record. Gene Ontology annotation, biological process: small GTPase-mediated signal transduction. NCBI's taxonomy places the organism in Eukaryota, Metazoa, Chordata, Actinopteri, Perciformes, Percidae. The transcript is spliced from 32 exons.